CGCCCCCGCACGGCUCCCGCAGCGGCCGCGUUUUGGGGGUGGCGGCUCCUCCCGGCAGUGCGGUAGAGCGCGGCCGCCAUUGCAUCACGGCGCGCCCCGCGCUCGGCCGCGCCUCCAUCCCGCAGCCCGGCCCCGGCCCCAGCUCCGGCCCCGGUCCCGGCACCAGCCCCGGCCCCAGCGGGGGGGCGGCGCGGGUGCAGCCGCAGCGAACGGCCGCCGCGGCGCUGCGCUGCGCUGCGGGGAGAGCGGGCUCCGCGGCACCGGCGGGGGGAGCGACCCCCGGCCGGGCCCCAGCGCCGGCAGGGCUUGAGGCGGCAGCCGGCGCCCUCCCGGCCCCGCGGUCCGCGCAGCACCCCGGCGGCGGGGCCGGGGCCCGGCGGGAUGCGCCGACGGUGACGGGCCAGUGGGGGUGACGGGCAGGGGCCUGCGCCGGCCGCCAUGGGGCCCGCCUGAGCGGCGCGGCCGCGGCGCAGACAGCCGGGCCGGCCCGCCUGCCUCCCGGCUGCGGGGGCCAGGCCCGGGCCGCCGCCGGCCGCCGAGGCGCCGCGGUCCCGGCCUAGCGCGGGGCCUCCCGGGCGGCGCGCCCCCUGCGGGCGGGCGAGCGGCGCGGCGGCGGCGGCCGCCCCCGGGCCCGCGGGCCGGGCAUGGGCGGCGCGGCGGCGGGCGGGCGCUGAGGCGGGCGGCGGCAGCAUGGAGGCCAUCUGGCUCUACCAGUUCCGCCUGAUCGUCAUCGGCGACUCCACCGUGGGCAAGUCCUGCCUCAUCCGCCGCUUCACCGAGGGGCGCUUCGCCCAGAUCUCCGACCCCACGGUGGGCGUGGAUUUCUUCUCCAGGCUGGUGGAGAUCGAGCCGGGCAAGCGGAUCAAGCUGCAGAUCUGGGACACGGCCGGGCAGGAGCGGUUCCGGUCCAUCACCAGAGCCUACUACAGGAACUCGGUUGGCGGACUCCUGCUCUUUGACAUUACAAACCGCAGGUCCUUCCAGAACGUCCAUGAGUGGCUAGAGGAGACCAAGGUGCACGUCCAGCCAUACCAGAUCGUCUUUGUUUUGGUAGGUCACAAGUGUGACCUUGACACCCAGCGGCAAGUCACCAGGCACGAGGCUGAGAAACUGGCUGCUGCAUAUGGUAUGAAGUACAUUGAGACCUCAGCUCGGGAUGCCAUUAACGUGGAGAAGGCCUUCACUGAUCUGACUCGAGAUAUAUAUGAGCUUGUUAAAAGAGGGGAAAUUUCAAUCCAGGAGGGAUGGGAAGGGGUAAAGAGCGGGUUUGUCCCAAAUGUAGUGCACUCUUCAGAGGAAGUGGUGAAAUCAGAUAGGCGAUGCUUGUGCUGAGCUCUUCUAGUGAGGCAGGUGAUGAACUCUACUAACCAAAUGUACUUUACUAAGUGAACUCAGUGUGACAGAAGGGAGAGCAAUACUCCUGUUGUGAACAGCCUCCCCUGUUGUUUUGGACACCAGAACAGACCCUGGAAAGAAAUGUUCUGUUCCAAAUAACCUUUCAGAACUGGGGGGCUACAAACCUAAAGGAGAGUGAGUGAGGGUGCAUGUAGAUGUUGUAAGGAGAGAGGAAUCAGAAAUGAGGGGCUGCAGGAGACAGGAGAGAGUAUACAGAGAGCUGAACAGGCUGGCACAUGCCAGGGCACUGUGCGUGUUCUCUUUUAAGUAAAUCCAUAGCUCCAUGCUGGGUAUUGAAGCUGCAGUAUGGAUACUUCAGUAGUGUGACAAAUGGGCAGACAGAGAGAAAGAAAGAGGACGUCUUUCUUUGUGUCAGCUGUUUUUUUCCAGGAAGGUGUAAAGGCAGCACAGAUACCGUUUCCUCAUGAGGCCAACUCCACAGGAAAAGUUUACUGACAUGGUAUGCACACUUCUGAAUUUUCUUUCUUAUAUUCUUGAACCUAGUUCGAUAGCAAAGAAUAUUCUGUGGAAUUUAAAGAGGAAAACAGCAGUUCUUUGAUUGGUAAUUAAAACUUAAAUUAUUCCCCUCCCCAGUAGUGCUUUCCUUGCUGCGCUGAACUGGGAUUCUAAGUGGCAACUCCUGCUCCAGUACUAAUUAUUCGGUGCAUUUUUGCGCAUUUACUGCCUAGGUGAGUACCUUGAAAGUACCCUGAGUUCAGGGCUUUCCAACAGAAUUCAGUGAUCAAGAGCGUAGAGAGAACCAUGUCCUCAUCUUUUACACCUCAAAGGCUGGGGUGUUGCAGCCAGGUGGGACACACCACCACCUCUGUCCUGCUGACAGCACUGUGCUGACCUUUUGGGUGUCUUACCAGCCAGGGCACGAGGAGGAAUGGAAGGGAGGGGCGGGGGGAAAAACCCCAACAGAAUAAAAAAAAACUUGAAAAGCUUAACUCAGGUGCAUCAGACAUCCUAAAAGGUGAGAUUUGCUUUUAAGUAAGUUACAUAGCAUGGAAAGCAACAGCUUCCAUCAGUACUUUCUGCUGUUAAAGCGUCAUUUUCUUUCUUGGCAUCUGUGGAAGGAGAGAACUAGCGCUGGGGAGAAGGAGCACACAAAAGGAGUGUCUGGGCAGGUGGAAAGGAAAGCCACAAGACAAGCUCAAGAGUAAAUUUGUUUUCCACCACGUUUUAAUUUGACAAAAGAGGUUCCAUCUCAGGUUGGUCAUCAUGGGAUGGUAGCCGUGUUACAAAAGCUGUAAGUAGGUGGCCGUUUUGUGGGAAGGCCGUUCACCACUUAGAAGCUUUGCUUCCGCUAAGUUUUAACUGAAGCUUUUGAAGUGCAGCAGGGUAACUGUGCUCCUGUAGCAAACCAGGGAAGUUCAGCCUAUUAAAAGCAAACAAACAGAACUAUAGUGAAUUAUUUUUUUUUGUACUCAAGUUGCAAGCUUUAUACACCAAACUGCUAAUGGGCAGGAGGGAGGGAUUAGGGAAAAACCCCAGGAAGCAUCUAGUGUUUGAUUUCAGGCCUCUAAGUAGAGAAGAGUAAAAUAUUUGUUACAGCUUUUUAAGCUAUGGCAUGAGUUCAGACUGUUUCUCCCUUUAAACCUGUUCUCACUGUUUGCAGCACAUGGGGCAGGUCUGUAUAAAGAAAAAACCCUGUGGUUUACGUAUUAAAGCUGUAAAAAACUCCAAACAACAAACCCAACCCAACAGCCAAAACCUUGCAAAUGAGUAACGUUUUUAUUUUCUGUGUCCUAGGAACAUUUUGGGUUCCUGGGCUCUGCAGGGCAGCAGCAGGUGCUGGAAGCAACCUGGAGGAAGGGAGGGGUGGCAAUGGUCUGGCGCCUUUCCGUAAGCUUGUCACUGCUAACCCCUGGUUGCUCUUGAGUAGGCUAUCACCGUCUCAAAAACCUUGUGCUAAGCCCCGUGAAUUCCCAGCAGGUUCAGUUGUGGUUGAGUUGAAAGCCCUGAAGAUCAAGAAAAAUUUACAAAAAAAAAAAAAAAAAAUCCCUUUACAAAAUCUCUUUCUAGGUAAGCAAAGCUGGCGAAGAUGAUGCAGAGAGCGCCACAGGAGCUUGGCUGCCAUGGGCUCUCGUGGGCUGACACCAGUGGAGAGCGCAAGGUUUGCUCGCACCAGGUCUGUUAGUUGUGUGUUCCCAAAGGCAAGGACGAACCAGUAGAGAGGGGUCAGUUUCUUCGUUCUCUGAAUGGAAAGUCCCUCAGGCAGCUGCUGUGGCUCUCUGGGGUCCCCCUGAUCAUGAGGUGUGUCUUGGGCUGCCCAGCUGAGGGUAGCAGCUGUCCUUGAGGGCACAACCAGGGUGCUACAGCCACAGCAGUUAAGAGUGGGAUCAAACGGCCUUUUAGCAAUAGUAAAAUUCUCUAAUUCUUUGUGCAGGAACCUGGCCAGCAGGGGAAAGAUCCCUUUUCAUGAGACAACCACUAUCUUAUUUAAUGGGGUUUGGACAUUCCCCUUUACUGCUCCCAGAAAGCCUAAAUCAGUAAGUGCAUUCAGAGUAAAUCUUCAGUUUAAAAAUACAAGUGUCAUAGUUCUAAAAAGGAACAGUAUAGAAGAAAAUGUAUGCAGUCUAACUACUUAGAGGUAAUAAAUGGUUAUAUUAAAUGAUAGAGAAAUCAUUAUCUACAUCUUUUUCUAAUUCCUUGCAUUUUCUAGACAGCUUAUUAAAAUAUAGGAAAUGUAGAUUCAUCUGUACAAAAUUUGGAAUGUUUUUUCUAAGAUAAAGAACUUAUAGGAUAUGUUAAGAAUUCUUUUCUAACAACUGGUUUUAAUGCUUUGACUUCUAGUGCAAGAGGGACUUAGAGAAAUCAGAAGGUGAUACCUUUCAUGGGAUAAAGGUCAGGAGCUCUUUUACUCUAGGACAAAAAUUAAAAAAAAAAAAAAAAAAAAAAAAAGGAAAAAGCUAACUUUCUGUGGUCGCUACCACAUGUUAAAAACAAUCUGCAUGUUAGAUUGAAAUUGCUCAGAACCUGCAGAAUAAAAGCAUACUAUACACUUUCCUUGCUUUCUGUUAUGCACUGUUAACGAAAUGUGAAAAUAAUGCUGUAUUUAGCUGUCUGUAUGUGACUGAAAAUAUGCUUGUAUUUAGCAAAAUGGUUACUAUGUGAUAAUGUGAAAUUCAAAACUUGUAAAGAAACUUUGGUGGUUUUUUUUUUUUUUUUUUCCUUUCCCCCUCCCCAUUCUCUAUCAGUAAGCUGUGGACUACCUGUACCACUUCUAUACCGCAGCCCUAACUCAAAGUCUUAACGUGGACUGGCUCAACAAUAAACAGGCACUCUUGGCAACAGUA
Molecule: messenger RNA, 4697 nt
Organism: Falco peregrinus (peregrine falcon)
Lineage: Eukaryota; Metazoa; Chordata; Aves; Falconiformes; Falconidae
Gene: RAB39B
Product: RAB39B, member RAS oncogene family
Exons: 2
Coding region: 691-1332 (213 amino acids)
Biological process (GO): Rab protein signal transduction
Cellular component (GO): Golgi membrane
Molecular function (GO): GTPase activity; GTP binding
Source: RefSeq, a predicted model, not a curated record